Molecule: messenger RNA, 3282 nt
Organism: Petromyzon marinus (sea lamprey)
Lineage: Eukaryota; Metazoa; Chordata; Hyperoartia; Petromyzontiformes; Petromyzontidae
Source: RefSeq, a predicted model, not a curated record
GGUUCGAGCCCUGGGUCUGGGUGUCUCUCUCUCUCUCUGGGUUCAUAAUGUGCCGUGUGGGAGGCUCUGAUGCAGUACUCCUCAGAGCCUGGGUUCGAGCCCUGGGUCUGGGUGUCUCUCUCUCUAGGUUCAUAAUGUGCCGUGUCAGAGACACUGAGAGUCUGGGUUCGAGCCCUGGGUCUGGGUGUCUCUCUCUGGGUUCAUAAUGUGCCGUGUGGGAGGCUCUGAUGCAGGACUGCCCAGAGCCUGGGUUCGAGCCCUGGGUCUGGGUGUCUCUCUCUCAAUGGGUUCAUAAUGUGCUGUGUAAGAGACACUGAGAGCCUGGGUUCGAGCCCUGGGUCUGGGUGUCUCUCUCUGGGUUCAUAAUGUGCCGUGUGGGAGGCUCUGAUGCAGUACUGCCCAGAGCCUGGGUUCGAGCCCUCGGUCUGGGUGUCUCUCUCUCUGGGUUCAUAAUGUGACGUGUGGGAGGCUCUGAUGCAGUACUGCCCAGAGCCUGGGUUCGAGCCCUGGGUCUGGGUGUCUCUCUCUCUCAAUGUGUUCAUAAUGUGCUGUGUAAGAGACACUGAGAGCCUGGGUUCGAGCCCUGGGUCUGGGUGUCUCUCUCUCUGGGUUCAUAAUGUACCGUGUGGGAGACUCUGAUGCAGCACUGCCCAAAGCCUGGGUUCGAGCCCUGGGUCUGGGUGUCUCUCUCUCUCAAUGGGUUCAUAAUGUGCUGUGUAAGAGACACUGAGAGCCUGGGUUCGAGCCCUGGGUCUGGGUGUCUCUCUCUCUCUCUGGGUUCAUAAUGUACCGUGUGGGAGACUCUGAUGCAGUACUGCCCAGAGCCUGAGUUCGAGCCCUGGGUCUGGGGGUGUCUCCCUCUCUCGCUCUCUAACACGCACGUGCGCGUGUGCCGAAUGCCUCGCGCGCCUGACGUGGUGCGAUGAUGGGCUCCACAGAUUUGUCCGACUCGGAGUCAGCGAUGGUGAAAAUCACGGGAGCGGCUGUGACCAUAGCAGUGUUGAUGAUCACAGCGGGCACGUCACGCGCGGCACAAUUCUUCCUCUCGGCGCGCGCGCUGCCGUGGAGCGUGGCCGCGCGCUACUGCCACGCGCACGGGGGCCACCUCGCGACCGUGGGGGACGCGCGGCUCAACGCGCGCCUCGCGCACGCCGCCACCCACCACCACCAGGCCCCUCCCCCCCUCCACCACCACCACGCCCCCUCCCACGCCCCUCCCCCCCACCACCACCACCACCACCCCUCCUUCUGGCUGGGACUGCGGCGUGACGCGGCGGGCGUCUGGCGGUGGCUCGAGAGCGGCUCGCCGGCCCCGUUCCUGCCCUGGGCGCCCGGGGAGCCCAACGGCAGGAAACGCGACGAGGAGUGCGUGGAGCUCUACGUGGGGGCGGGAGGAGGCGGCGGAGGAGGCGGGGAUGAGAGGCACGGGCGCUGGAACGACGAUGGCUGUCGACGCAAGAAGAGGGCGCUGUGCUACAGAGACCAGGCGCUAGCGUCACGUGGCUCUCCGGCUCCAGGCCAAGAAAGUCCGAUCCAGGUUUUGAUCGACGACGCUCCGGGCCUGCCGCGAUCCGGGGGCCGCUCCACGGCGACUCCGCUCCGCGCUUUGCCGACCGCAGCCCCAGAAGUCUGGUCAACAGCCGCUCCACCCCGGUUGACGACGAAACCUGUCGCGCUGUCAACAGUUGCUCCAGUCCAGUCAACAGCUGAUCCAGCCCAGUUUGAACAAAGUCCAGCCCAGUCAACAGCUGAUCCAGUCCGAUCAACAGUUGCUCCAGUCCAGUUUGAACAAAGUCCAGCCCAGUCAACAGCUGAUCCAGUCCGGCCAACAGUUGCUCCAAUCCGUUCAACAAUUGCUCCAGUCCAGUCAACAGAUGAUCCAGCCCAGUUUGAACAAAAUCCAGCCCAGUUUGAACAAAGUCCAGCCCGGUCAACAGCUUAUCCAGUCCGGUCAACAGUUGCUCCAAUCCGUUCAACAAUUGCUCCAGCCCAGUCAACAGCUGAUCCAGCCCAGUUUGAACAAAGUCCAGCCCAGUCAACAGCUGAUCCAGUCCGGUCAACGGUUGUUCCAAUCCGUUCAACAAUUGCUCCAGCCCAGUCAACAGACGAUCCAGCCCAGUUUGAACAAAGUCCAGCCCAGUCAACAGCUGAUCCAGUCCGGUCAACGGUUGCUCCAAUCCGUUCAACAAUUCCUCCAGUCCAGUCAACAAUUGCUCCAGUCCAGUCAACAUCCGAUGCUCCACUCCAGUUUGAACAAAGUCCAGUCCCGUCGCAGAGAGAUCCGUUUCUGUCAACGGCCGCGCCGGUCCAUUGGAAACCAACUCCGGUCCGGCCAACACCGACGGAGGCCUCAGCCCCGCGGGGGCGUCCCGGUGCACGCCGGAAGACCCGAGUGGAGGUCCAGGAGCCGGAGUUCCCGGUGCCGCGGCCGAGAGGAGGUGGAGGCGAAGAUGGUGACGAGGUGGCUGGUGGCGGGAGGGUGGCGGCCGUAGUCGCACUGGGAGGUGUCAGCCUGACGUCGGGGGCCUGGCUGAUCACGUUCGCUCUCAAGCGGCGCAAGUCCGGCUCCUUCUUCUUGCAGCACAAUCAAACGCGGUGACGUCAACACUUCUGAGAAUUCCGAUUUCGAACGAAAAAAAAAGUUAUUUCGCAGAGAGAGAGAGCGAAAGAGAGAAGGAGAGAGGGAGAGUCUAAUUAUAGCGGUUAACGUAUUAGAGGGAGAGUCUAAUUAUAGCGGUUAACGUAUUGACACUGCAACGCUGCAACGCCUCGCUCGUUCACUCACUCACUCACCCGUGCCCCGCCUUUCCCACUGGUGAACCGAACCGUGCCAGGGCUGGCCCCCUGGCACGACACACACACGGGUGGUGGUGGUGGUGGUUGCUUUGUUAUUUUUUUUUCCACUGCGGCCGCUUGCCGAACCGAGCUGGUACUCGUCCAAACGGCGCAGCCCACGCGCGUCUCCGCUUGGCCACCGCGCGUGGUGACGUCGGCACGGCACGGCUCGGCUUGCGCAGUGGAAAAACGACAACAACAACAACCCGAGCCAUGGCGGGGCCGGCUCAUCGCGUGCACGGCUCUGAGUCUCAAGACGCGGUCAGGAGGCUGCUGCCACUGCCGCGGCAUUGACGAUGCUUGGCCAUGAGACGUUGGGAAGCCGGAGGAUCCCAGAGAACCCUGGGAGGACCCCCGGAGGACCCCCGAAGGACUCCCGGAAGACUCCCAGAGAACCCCCAGAGACCCCCACACAACCCCCACAGAACCCCCAAAGAUCCCCCACAG